UCACCACUUCAACCCUCCUGUGGUUUCCCAUCAUAUCAAGAAUGAAAUGCAAACCCACUGUCAGGGUUUCCCUGGGCUUGGGCUCUGCUUCUUUUGGAGCUUAUCUGGCCUACUCUCUGCCUCAUAGCUGUACUGGCAUCCACUGUUCAGUCCUCCUACCCCAAGGCCUUUGCAUGUUCUGAUUCUGCAGGCGGGAACUACUCCCCCAUCUUCCCAGGACUGGCUCCUUUUCAUCAUUCAAACUGGCUCACAUGCCAUCUACUCAGAGGUUUCUCUACUCAGCGUCAUGCCAUUCAGAGCUGUCCUCCGCAGCCAGGCAAUCCUGAUCACAUUUCUUGGCUUAUUGUCUUUAUAGCAUUUACUGUGGUUAAAAUGACCUUGUUUUGUGUUUGCUCAUUUACUGAUCGUCUGUCUCUCUCAUGGGAAUGUCAGAUCCCUAAGAGCAAGGACCACGUCUAGUUCCAUGCUUUGCCCCUAGGGGGCAGCCCAGCUAGGAUCACUUAGAUGGUGAAUGAUACUUUGGACAGUGUCUCGCACACAUUCAACAUCUGUGGGGCGGGGGGAUGCUGAGUUAUUAAACAGGAUUUCCUAGAGUCCAACUGCAGCUGCUUUGGAAUAAUCACAUUUCCUAUGAUAUCACAAAGCUGUUUGAAGAGCACCCAUGAGUCUCUCGUCUUCCAAAGUUCUCCUGGAGGGUGGCUUGGAGGCAGGUUCACUCAGGUGUGAAUGAACGGUCAGUCUUGCAGAGGAGACUCAGCACUGCCCUCCCGCCAGCGUCGUGUCCCCCAGGCCUGUUGUCGUUGCCCUGGGAGCAGGCUGGAGACAGGGGCAGUUUGCCAGGAACCUUAGCUCCAGCCUUUUGCCGUCUAAUUCAAUGCAUCCAAAGAUAAACAGAAAUAUCACCAAAUCAGAAGCUGUCCUCAAAUCCAAAGCUCACAAUUAGCGAAGGUGAAGCUUCCUGAGCUGCGUUGGCACAAGGUCUGGAAACAGCCCUGAAUGAAGCCACCUAGUGCCCGACAAAGGCAAUCGUUUCUACCCAAACGAAACUGGAAAGAUCCGCCAACUGCAGUGCCUCCGUCUGGUGCACUGACUGGGUGCUCGGGUUCCAGCAAUCUUAAGUCCCAACCCAGCCUUAGAUGUGACCUGCCCUGCUAACUGAGGAGACACGGUUAAGGGGCGGAAAUCGCUUCCCUCUGUUGGAGGGCUCGAGGGUGCGCCUGAGAUUAUUAAAAAAAUGACAAAGAGCUGUACCAUCCCCUGCACUCUUGACCGUGUGUAUUGAGAAUGCUUUUGCCCUCCUAGAUCAUUUGUAGGAACAGAAUCUGAAUACUGGGAAAGCACACCUUGGGAGAGCUAUUGAUCCCUGAGAACCCAGGAGGACUAGCAUCUUGGGAUGAACACCCGGACGGCUAUGAAGAUCAUACUGACCAACUGUGAGGUGUCGGAGGUCUUGCCAAGGCUUCUGCUUCUUCUAGACUCCUCCCAGGAAAGUGAUCACCCAACUAUGCUGUGAUUCGGAGUACAGGGCUUUACAGAGUAGAAAGCCAGGAUGUAGCUUCACGGUUUUCAGCCAUUUUCCCUAACUGAUGUCUGGGAACUCUGAAGCAUUCGGACCCCACCUAGCCUUCUGCGGACCACCGGGAUACUGAGAUCAUGCUGUCACACCUGGGAUAUCACCCCACUUCACCCCUUGAACACUUUUAAGCCAGGAAUGUCCCAGACAGGGGUAGACACCUAAGUGUUUCAAUCAUGCAUCUGUCUGUCGAUGGAAACUUUGCAGUAGGCUCCUUCGGCUAUUAUCCAACCUAUGCCUGUGGACAUCUGAUAGAAAGACAUGCUGGAAUCAUCCAUAUUUUGCAGAGAAGACCAUCCCUGUGAGGCACAAUGGCUUAUCUAAGGUCCAAACCAGAACGCUCCAGAGGACAUGGUGCAGGAGCUGAAUGUUGACAUCCCCUGCUCUCCUUCCUCGAAGGACAAGAAGCCGCACAGGGCCAACGGAGUCUGGCGCUGGCUCAGGGGGAAAAAUGGUUCAACGAGGAAAAGGAAUAAGACCUCGAUACUAUGGAACACUCGGGCCAGUUCCUUGGAGGCCAUUGUUGAUUACCUGGUGACUGCCGUCAUAAAACAAGAUCUAAACUAUGUUCAUAUGUUUCUGGAAAUAUACCGCACAUUUGCUACCACCCAGGAGGUGCUGGCACUCCUCUUUGCAAGAUUCGGAUGUGUUUACUCCACGGAUGACGAGGUCGGCGGGCCCCAGGAGCAGCACAACAUGGCCGUCUAUGCCAUCCUGGAUACGUGGGUGGAAAGAUAUCCAGGGGAUUUUGUGCAGCCUCCGGACUUUCCCAGCUUGCACGCGCUGCUGGCCUACCUGCAGGUCAAUGUGCCGGGCUCGGACUUGCAGCGCCGUGCCCAGCUUCUGUUGCCAGAAAGGCAGCGCGCUGAGACCACAGAGCCAGAGGCUGGGGGUGAGGAGGACUGGGGGUGACUGAUGUGGGCCUGAGGAGGAGGCAGGGUGGGCCACCCUGAGGAAGCCUCCGUAGAUUGUCGUUGGGCCGAGAGAAGUGAGACGUCUCAGAUCCCUGUCCCCAUGGGCCUCCAUUGGGGACAACUUCCAGGGGCUGG
Neogale vison (American mink) is the source of this 2622-nucleotide messenger RNA. RefSeq names its product ral guanine nucleotide dissociation stimulator-like. The transcript is spliced from 7 exons. Bases 1925 to 2485 code for a protein of 186 amino acids. Lineage: Eukaryota; Metazoa; Chordata; Mammalia; Carnivora; Mustelidae. The record is from RefSeq and is a predicted model, not a curated record.